UAUAUUUUUCUUCCAUUUUAAAUCGAUUUUAUAUAAAAUGACAAACUUACCAUCAAUUCAAUAUCAGUUUGAUUCAAUCAAUCCGAACAGUAUCAUUUCAAACGCAUUCAGUAUGAAAUUCUUCAUUGCAUUCUUCUUGGUUGCUGCCAGCAUUGCUCAGUGUCUUUCGGCUUCAGUUCAAGGACAACUAUUAGAUAACCAACAACAACAAGGACUCAAUGAGAAUUUGGAAGCUUUGAGAGUUAGGAAAGCAGCUUAUGGUGCACCAGCACCAGCUCCAUCAUACGCUGCCCCAGCUCCAUCAUACUCAGCACCACCAUGCCCAAAUAAUUACUUGUUCAGCUGCGGACCACAUGUAUCACCUGUUCCAUGCUCAUCAGCCCCUUCCGGAGGUUACCAAGGAUCUUAUUCUGAGAAUAUCCCACAAUAUCUUGCUCCACAAUACAUGGCUCCAAGACAAUACGCAUAUCCUCAAUACGCUUUUCCAGUUAUCACCGAAGUUUAAACAUACUUAUGAGAUUUGAAGAUGUUAACCAACUUUAAUAGAUUUAUUUAAUCAAUAAAAAUAUAAUGCAUUUUUGUACUGAAUUUAAA
Molecule: messenger RNA, 594 nt
Organism: Episyrphus balteatus (marmalade hoverfly)
Lineage: Eukaryota; Metazoa; Arthropoda; Insecta; Diptera; Syrphidae
Product: vitelline membrane protein Vm26Aa-like
Exons: 1
Coding region: 38-505 (155 amino acids)
Source: RefSeq, a predicted model, not a curated record